AUGCAUAUAAAGGUUCACUCCCCCUUUUAUAUUCUCUGCACAGGUAAAAGCUUGAUGGAAGGAAACUGUGUGAGAAGAGAUCACAAGCAUGGAGAGGAAAACCUGAGCCUUGAGGAGCAUUCAUGGGCAAGCUCAUGGCCGGCAAGAAAUUACGCGUGUAGCUUCUGCAAGAGAGAGUUCAGGUCAGCUCAAGCUUUAGGUGGCCAUAUGAACGUGCACAGGAGAGAUAGGGCUAGACUGAGAUCAGGCAUAAUACCACCCUUAUGGCUUAACUCUGAAUCUCUUAAACCUGGCCCUAUAACCUCAAGGCCACCUUCUAACCCAACUUCCUUACCUGCUUAUGACCUUUUGGAUAACGGUUACUCACACCAUGCCCCUUCUCUCACUUUGUCUUCUUCGUCCUCCUUUGCUUCUGCGAGUGAUGAUAAGAAGCCACCAAUGCUCGUCACGUCUCCUUCCAAGCUCCCUCUUCUCGGCUCUCAAAGCAGAGAAAUGAUCGUGAAUGGUGACAGCACGAAGAGUGGAUUUAGAUCAAUUAACGACAAAGUGAAGGGCUGUGCAAAGGAGAAAGGGCUUAAAGGUUUCGACAGCAUUGAGGAGGAUGGCAAUACUAAUAUCACGUUGGAGCUGGGUUUAGGGUUGCUUCAACACCCAAGUGAGCAAAUAGAUUUGGAGCUUCGACUCGGCCAUUUCUAG
This is a messenger RNA of Neltuma alba, 696 nucleotides long. RefSeq names its product transcriptional regulator SUPERMAN-like. Lineage: Eukaryota; Viridiplantae; Streptophyta; Magnoliopsida; Fabales; Fabaceae. Bases 1 to 696 code for a protein of 231 amino acids. The record is from RefSeq and is a predicted model, not a curated record. The transcript has a single exon.